This is a messenger RNA of Acanthopagrus latus (yellowfin seabream), 2191 nucleotides long. RefSeq names its product MUS81 structure-specific endonuclease subunit (gene mus81). Gene Ontology annotation, cellular component: Holliday junction resolvase complex; nucleus. Bases 119 to 1990 code for a protein of 623 amino acids. Gene Ontology annotation, molecular function: crossover junction DNA endonuclease activity; 3'-flap endonuclease activity; DNA binding. The record is from RefSeq and is a predicted model, not a curated record. The transcript has 17 exons. NCBI's taxonomy places the organism in Eukaryota, Metazoa, Chordata, Actinopteri, Spariformes, Sparidae. Gene Ontology annotation, biological process: resolution of meiotic recombination intermediates; double-strand break repair via break-induced replication; DNA catabolic process.
UCCUUGCCCCGCCUCUACUUCUGCCUACGUCACCGCUGUAAACACGGAAGUGCGCCGUGUCUUUGAAAACAAGGCGCCAUCGGCUGCUCGCAGAUUCACAGGUGAAAGGUCCAGAGGGAUGCCAGCUUCGGAACCGGUCCGGCUGGGUCGGAAACGGGUCCUGCCGUCCUGCCCGAACCCGCUGUUCCUCAAGUGGCUCACCGAGCUCCGGGACGAGGCGAAAGAGAAGGGCCUGAAGACCCAGUACACCUACCAGAAGGCCAUCAGCUCCUUGAAUAAGUACCCGUUACCGCUUCAGAACGCCAAAGAGGCAAAGAUCCUCCAGAACUUCGGAGACGGCAUCUGUAAAAUCCUGGAUGAUAAACUGCAGCGGUACCUGAGAGAUAACGGUGAAGACGCUCCAAUUCACUCUCUCCCUGAAGGAGCGCCCCCUGCUGGCAGACGAGACAACAACAACCUGGCUCCAUCCAAGAAGAAAAAUGCAGCAGGGGAUCAUGGGAAAGACAAAGGAGGAGGACGAGGAGGAGGAGGAGCAGCGGGGAAGAGGAAGAGGGAGUACGUUCCCCAGAAGAGGUCUGGAGGUUACGCUGUGCUGCUCGCCCUCUACAGAGAGUCACAGAUCCCAGGUGGAAAGGGUUACAUGUUUAAGAUGGAGCUGCAAACGGAAGCUCAGCCUCUGUGUGACAAAUCCUUCACUGUCCCAGAUCUGGGCAGUAAGUACACCGCCUGGUCUUCAGUGAGCACUCUGAUCCAGAGGAACCUGCUGAUGAAGACCCACAACCCUGCCAGGUAUUCUCUGACAGAGGAAGGUUCGGCUCUGGCGGAGCGUCUGGACUCGGCAGAACGAGGGAGUAAAGACGACCCAGAGGAGGUCAGGAGUGUUGGAGACGAAGACGAAGAGGAGGGCGGUCCUGGUGUUGUGGACCUGACUGCGAGUGAUGAUGAGGAAGAAGACGAGAAGGAGGAAGAACAGAUACAACCUGCAGAAAGGCUGACGUGUGUCGGCCAGCAGAGGACUGAAGCUGACGGGACGCGAGACGCAGGAAACACGAAGGCAACAAGCAGGAAGCCGAGCGCAGGAAGUCUUCUGCCUGGAACGUAUGAGAUCAUUCUCUGUGUCGACUUCAUCGAGACGACUGGCGGCGGCAGCCACCACCGCAAACAGGAGCUGGUCAAAGAGCUGCAGAGGAACGGAGUCAGCUUCGAUGUCAGGAAGCUGAACGUCGGAGACUUCCUGUGGGUCGCUCGAGAAAAGGUUGCACCUGUUCCAGGUCAGCUGCGCGCCCCUGCAGCCCGGGAGCUCGUCCUCGAUUACGUCAUCGAGAGGAAGAGGAUGGACGACCUCUGCGGCAGCAUCAUCGACGGACGCUUCAGGGAACAGAAGUUCCGACUGAAGAGGUGUGGUCUUCGCAAGCCCGUCUACCUGGUGGAGGAGUGUGGGACGGCCGCCUCCCACCUGAGUUUACCUGAAAGUACUCUGCAGCAGGCCAUCGUCAACACACAGGUUGUCGACGGCUUCUUUGUGAAGAGAGUCCAGGAUGUGAGGGAGUCGGCGGCCUACCUCACCGUCAUGACGCGAUAUCUGACCAAACUGUACCAGAACUGCACGCUGAUGUGUCGCUCCAGAGAGCUGGAGGGUGAUGGAGGGAGUGAGGAGGAGGUGGAGGAGCGAGGGAGACCGUCCUGCUCUCUCAUCUCUUUCGCGGAGUUCAACCACGGAGCCGUCAAAAACAAGUGUCAGACGGUCAGAGAAGUGUUUGCCAGACAGUUGAUGCAGAUCAGUGGUUUGUCUGGAGACAAGGCGGCAGCUAUACUGGAGCACUACAACACUCCACACAGUCUUCUUACAGCCUAUAAACGGUGUGUGAGUGAAGCAGAGAAAGAGAAACUCCUCUCCUCCAUCCGAUAUGGGAAGCUCAAAAGAAACCUGGGCCCGGCUCUGAGCAGAACAGUCUAUCAGCUCUACUGUACUCAAGGAGCGCUGACGUAGAUGAACAGUCAUCAUUCAGUUAUUUUCUGUCUCAUAGACGGACGCUCACUCACCUCGUACUGUCAAUACUUAUUAAUUUUCAGUUCCUACGUUACUUGAAGAGAAUUCAUUUGAAUGUUUGUUUGUGUGAAGAUGCUGCUACAUUUUGAGAGCUGUAAAAUACCUCAGAUGUGUCCUCAAUAAAGUUUAUUUUGGAUAGUA